UACUCACACACACAAGGGCGGGUCAGGCAACUCAGUGUCUUUUUUCUGCAGCUGGAAGUUUGGUGAGUUUUGGGAGUCUCAGGCUCGAGUGUCAUCAUGGUGACCACGGAGACGCACCAAAGCCAGGACCUCCUGGUCCCCCAACAGGACCAGGCCCAGGAACCGGAGCAGGACCUGGACCAGGACCAGGACCAGGACCAGGAGGAGCCCACGUCGCCCUCAGCCCUGCUGUCAGGACUGGACCUGGAGAAGAUGAGUCAGGGGCCGGUGAACGCCAUCACGGUCCUCACGCUGCUCGACAAGCUGGUCCACAUGCUGGACGCGGUCCAGGAGAACCAGCACAAGAUGGAGGUGCAUCAGGUGGAGAUGGAGGGCGUGGUCCGGGGGAUCCAGGCCGACAUGACCAAACUCUCCAAGAGCCACAGCCACACGUCCAACACGGUCAGCAAGCUGCUGGACAAGAGCCGCAAGCUGUCGGUCACCAUGAAGGAGGUUCGCGACAGGAUGGAGCGCCAGGGCGUCCAGGUCAAGAAGCUGGAGGCCAACCACGCCCACCUGAUCCACAGGAACAACUUCAAGGUGCUCAUUUUCCAGGAGGAGAACGAGAUUCCGGCCACUGUUUUUGUGAAGGAUCCUCCGCCGUUUCCUCGCGAUGAGAUUCCGGAGGAGGGCGAGGAACCGGCCGCUGGAACCGUCGACGGGAACCAGUCCCAGGAGGGCGGCCUCCACACCAUCGACCUGUCGUCCGACGAGGACGUGGGCCUGGAGGCGGAGCUGGAGGACGAGGAACCGUGGCCUCAGGAUCUGGAGAACAUGGAGAAGUCGAGAGCCGAGAAACUGAAGCGCUCCAGUCUGAAGAAGGUGGACAGUCUGAAGAAGGCGUUCUCCAGGCAGAACAUCGAGAAGAAGAUGACAAAGAUCGGGACGAAGAUCGUCUCUGCGGAGCAGCGCGAGAAGAUCAAACAGAAGACGUCCAGUCUCAAGGUUUCACCGCUGACCUUCAGCCUGAAGAAGCCUCGCAGCAGCUCCGACUCUCAGCCUCCGGAAGGCUCCUCUCAGGUGGAGGAGGAACACGUCCAGCUCUCGCCGCUGGGCGGCGCCGGCGAGGAGCUGCCUUUCACCGAGGUUCACGCCCAGCUGGCACCGGCCGACCAGGAGGAGGAGCUGAAGGAGCAGGCGGAGGAGGAGGAGGCGGAGGAGGCGGAGAAGGAGGUGGAGAAGGAGGUGGAGAAGGAGGACGCCCCGGUGGUGGUGGAGGCGGAGGUCUCCGUGUCCUCAGAAGGAGUCGGUGAGGAGUACGCUCUGUCCGCCACCCUCCCUCAGGAGGAGAAGGAGCCCAGAGGAGCAGAGGAGGAGGAGGAGGAGGAGGAGGAGGAGGAGUAGGCCUCCAUCAGAUGAAUGGAGGUUAGCAAAACAAACCUGAGCUGUAAUCUUCACCACAUCUUCUCAAAGGGACCGAACAACCCCUCCAAAACAUUCCCUUCUCCCCAGCUCUCAAACGUUCCUACGAGGAGAAUUCAUUUCCAUCCAGCAUUCCUUACACAGCGCACGCAGAGAGAAUCUCCUGGAGCUGGCAGAACCAUCCCUCUAGAGCCAGAGCUCAGGUUUGUUUUGUGGUGGAGAUGCGGCUUCUCCGCCAUGGACCUUCACACAGAUCACAUAUCGAUUAUUUGUGCUGAUAUCUAGAGCCUCAAACUUUAUAUCUUUUGAAAUGUUCCUCCACGCCGGGUCUCAGCUGAUUUUGUCGGUUCCAGUUUGAAUGAUGUUGAAGAAUUUCAUUUUUCGACUGAUCUAAAAAAACCUAAAGAAAUCCUGUGGUGACACCUCGACUUUUCAUUCAGCAUUUCUUUCUCAGUAUCUUUUACCAUUUCAGAGUUAUAUUAAAAAAAAAAGAGCAGACUGAUAGAAGUGAGACCAACUCUUCAACAGCACUCAAACAGUGAACCCUCCUGCUGUAAAGAAACCGCAGAUCACCAGUGUUCUCCAUGAGUUUCUCAACUCCUCCAGGAAUAUUUCUACACACUUCCUUUUUCUUUUCUGCAUUGUAUUUUUUUUCAUAAUUUUCCUGACAUUCAGACCUUUCCCUGACCCUCCUGGCGUUCUCUGCACAUUCCGGGAAUUCUCCGGCGCUCCCCCCGACAUUCCCAUGACGCUCUCCUGAGGUCUCCGUCUGCUUUACGGUUUCAGUCUGUUGCUGUUCUGACCAGCCGGAGAGCUCACUCAGAAGUCUGUGUUUUUCUUUGUGUGAUCCGUCAGUUUGUGUUGACUCGAUCGCUGCUUUUGCUGCCAAAGAUUGUUUUCUGUGUGACGAUGUGACAUUUAAUCAAUAAAACCACAAAACCAGG
This is a messenger RNA of Salarias fasciatus (jewelled blenny), 2345 nucleotides long. RefSeq names its product caveolae-associated protein 2-like. The transcript is spliced from 6 exons. Gene Ontology annotation, cellular component: caveola; cytoplasm. Bases 97 to 1383 code for a protein of 428 amino acids. NCBI's taxonomy places the organism in Eukaryota, Metazoa, Chordata, Actinopteri, Blenniiformes, Blenniidae. Gene Ontology annotation, molecular function: protein kinase C binding. The record is from RefSeq and is a predicted model, not a curated record.